Molecule: messenger RNA, 4754 nt
Organism: Trichosurus vulpecula (common brushtail)
Lineage: Eukaryota; Metazoa; Chordata; Mammalia; Diprotodontia; Phalangeridae
Gene: ATP11B
Product: ATPase phospholipid transporting 11B (putative)
Exons: 30
Coding region: 244-3747 (1167 amino acids)
Biological process (GO): phospholipid translocation
Cellular component (GO): trans-Golgi network; endoplasmic reticulum; recycling endosome
Molecular function (GO): ATP binding; ATP hydrolysis activity; magnesium ion binding
Source: RefSeq, a predicted model, not a curated record
GGGGCGGCCGCUGGAGCCCUGGAGCGCCGCGGGCGCGGGGCGUAGAGGCGGCCGCGGCGAAGCUCGGCCCUGCGGCUGAGGCGGCAGCUGCGGCGUCGGCGGCCGCCGCCUCUUCGUCUUCCUCGUCCUCGGCUCGGUCCUGCUCGGGCGGUCUGGGCCCACGGACCCUCCUCGGCCUCGCCUGGGUCCCCGUCGCCGCGUCCCCUCCAUCGCCCGCGGGCGCGAGGCGGGCACGGCCGCGGCAUGUGGCGCUGGGUCCGGCAGCAGCUGGGUUUUGACCCACCACAUCAAAGUGACACAAGAACAAUUUAUAUAGCAAACAGAUUUCCUCAGAAUGGCCUUUAUACUCCUCAAAAAUUUAUAGAUAACCGAAUCAUUUCAUCUAAGUAUACAGUGUGGAAUUUUGUUCCCAAAAAUUUAUUUGAACAAUUCAGAAGAGUAGCAAACUUUUACUUUCUUAUUAUCUUUUUGGUCCAGCUUAUGAUUGAUACUCCUACAAGUCCUGUUACCAGUGGACUUCCGUUAUUCUUUGUGAUAACUGUAACCGCCAUCAAGCAGGGAUAUGAAGACUGGUUACGACACAAAUCCGAUAAUGAAGUAAAUGGAGCACCUGUUUAUGUUGUUCGAAGUGGUGGCCUUGUGAAAACUAGAUCAAAGAACAUCCGGGUAGGGGAUAUUGUCAGAAUUGCCAAAGAUGAGAUUUUUCCUGCUGAUUUGGUGCUUCUGUCUUCAGACAGAGGGGAUGGUUCAUGCCAUGUUACUACUGCUAGCCUGGAUGGAGAAACUAACCUCAAGACACAUGUGGCAGUUCCAGAAACAGCAGUGUUGCAAACCGUUGCCAAAUUGGACACACUCAUAGCUGUGAUAGAAUGUCAGCAGCCAGAAGCAGACUUAUACAGAUUCAUUGGAAGAAUGAUACUGAAUCAACAAAUGGAAGAAAUUGUAAGACCUCUUGGACCUGAAAGUCUCUUGCUUCGUGGAGCCAGAUUAAAGAACACAAAAGAAAUUUUUGGUGUUGCAAUAUAUACAGGAAUGGAAACUAAGAUGGCAUUAAAUUAUAAGAGCAAGUCACAGAAGCGAUCAGCAGUAGAGAAGUCAAUGAAUACCUUUUUGAUAAUAUAUCUUAUAAUCCUUAUUUCUGAAGCCAUCAUCAGUACAAUCCUGAAAUAUACAUGGCAAGCAGAAGAAAAAUGGGAUGAACCUUGGUAUAACCAAAAAACGGAGCAUCAGCGAAAUAGCAGUAAGAUUCUGAGGUUUAUUUCUGACUUUCUUGCUUUUUUGGUGCUCUACAAUUUUAUCAUUCCAAUUUCACUUUAUGUGACAGUCGAGAUGCAGAAAUUCCUUGGCUCAUUUUUUAUUGGCUGGGAUCUUGAUCUCUAUCAUGAAGAAACAGAUCAGAAAGCACAAGUCAAUACUUCAGAUCUGAAUGAAGAACUGGGACAGGUGGAAUAUGUGUUUACAGAUAAAACUGGAACUCUGACUGAAAAUGAGAUGCAGUUUCGAGAGUGUUCAAUUAAUGGCAUAAAAUACCAAGAAAUUAAUGGCAGACUGGUGCCAGAGGGACCAACCCCGGAAUCUUCAGAAGGUUUGGCAUACCUUAGGAGCCUGGCCCAUCUCAGCACCUCAGCCCAUCUUGCAAUCACUUCUGAAAAUGAAACAGAACUAAUCAAAGAACAAGAUCUCUUCUUCAAAGCAGUUGGUCUCUGUCAUACAGUGCAGAUCAGUAGUGGCCAAUCCGAUGGCCUUGGGGAUGGUCCCUGGCACCCCAGUGCCACAUCUUCACAGUUCGAGUACUAUGCUGCUUCCCCAGAUGAAAAGGCCUUAGUUGAGGCUGCUGCAAGAAUUGGUGUCGUGUUUAUGGGCAGUACUGAAGAAACUAUGGAAAUUAAAACCCUUGGAAAAGUUGAAAGGUACAAAUUGCUUCAUGUUCUGGAGUUUGAUUCAGAUCGUAGGCGAAUGAGUGUGAUUGUACAAUCUCCUUCAGGUGAGAAACUUUUGUUUUCUAAAGGAGCAGAGUCUUCAAUUCUUCCUAACUGUAUUGGUGGUGAAAUAGAAAAAACAAGAAUUCAUGUAGAUGAAUUUGCUUUGAAAGGGCUAAGAACUCUGUGUGUGGCAUAUAGACAGUUCACGCCUGAAGAGUUUGAAGAAGUGGACAGACGCCUUUUUGCCGCCAGAACUGCCUUGCAGCAGCGAGAAGAGAAGUUAGCAGAGGCAUUCCACUUCAUAGAGAGAGAGCUGCUGUUACUUGGGGCAACGGGUGUAGAAGACAGGCUUCAAGAUAAAGUGAGAGAAACCAUUGAAGCCCUGCGCAUGGCGGGCAUCAAAAUCUGGGUACUUACUGGAGACAAACAUGAAACCGCCAUCAGUGUGAGUUUAUCGUGUGGACAUUUUCACAGAACCAUGAACAUCCUUGAACUGGUCAACCAGAAAUCAGACAGUGAGUGUGCAGAGCAGCUGAGGCGACUCGCUAGAAGAAUCGCUGAAGACCAUGUGAUCCAGCACGGGCUGGUGGUGGAUGGGAGCAGUCUCUCCCUGGCCCUGAGGGAGCAUGAGAAGAUAUUCAUGGAUGUGUGUAAAAGCUGCUGUGCUGUCCUCUGCUGCCGAAUGGCCCCACUGCAGAAGGCAAAAGUAAUAAGACUGAUAAAAAUCUCUCCAGAAAAACCUAUAACGUUGGCUGUUGGUGAUGGUGCUAAUGAUGUAAGCAUGAUACAAGAAGCACAUGUUGGCAUAGGAAUUAUGGGAAAAGAAGGAAGACAGGCUGCUCGAAACAGCGACUAUGCAAUUGCAAGAUUUAAAUUCCUCUCCAAAUUGCUUUUUGUCCAUGGCCAUUUUUAUUAUAUUAGAAUAGCAACCCUUGUACAAUACUUUUUUUAUAAGAAUGUGUGUUUCAUCACACCCCAGUUUUUGUAUCAGUUCUAUUGUUUGUUUUCACAACAAACACUGUAUGACAGCGUAUACCUGACUUUAUACAAUAUUUGUUUCACUUCCUUACCUAUUCUGAUAUAUAGUCUUUUGGAACAGCAUGUACAUCCUCACGUCUUACAGAGCAAACCUACCCUAUAUCGGGACAUAAGUAAAAAUAGUCACUUGAGCAUUAAAAAAUUUCUUUAUUGGACAAUCCUUGGUUUCAGUCAUGCCUUCAUUUUCUUUUUUGGAUGCUAUUUUCUAAUAUGGAAAGACAUAUCUCUGCUUGGAAAUGGCCAGAUGUUUGGAAAUUGGACAUUUGGUACAUUAGUCUUCACAGUAAUGGUUAUUACAGUCACAGUAAAGAUGGCUUUGGAGACUCAUUUCUGGACCUGGAUAAAUCAUGUUGUUACCUGGGGAUCCAUUGUAUUUUAUUUUGCAUUCUCUUUGUUUUAUGGAGGAAUUUUCUGGCCAUUUCUGGAUAUAUACUUUGUAUUCAUUCAACUUCUGUCAAGCGGUUCUGCUUGGUUUGCCAUAAUCCUUAUAGUGGUUACUUGCCUAUUUCUUGAUGUUGUGAAGAAAGUGUUUGAUCGACAGCUACAUCCAACGAGUACUGAGAAGGCCCAGCUUACUGAAACAAAUCCCGGGGUCAAGUGCUUGGACUCCGUAUGCUGUUUCUCAGAGGGGCAAGCAGCGUGUGCAUCUUUUGGAAGGAUGCUGGACCGAGUGAUGGGGAGCUGUAGCCCAGCCCAGGUUAACAGAUCAUGGAGCUCAUCGGACCCCUUCUGUACCAACGACAGGAGCAUCCUGACCCUCUCCACAAUGGACUCAUCUGCUUGUUAAAGGAACAGUAGCACUUUGUGGGCAGCCAUGUCAGGCUUUUCCCGAAAGUUCAGUGGGAUUCUUCGGUUAGUGACCAUUAGUUGAGCCAAACUUCUUCCUGAAACCAGUGAAAUAGGGCACUUACUCAAGUUCAAGAGUAAAGAAAAAAAUCUUUUAGAGGAGUAAAUGCCUUCCAUAUAUGGUUUUUCUUUAUUCCAACCCCAAACAAAUUAUACGUUGUACAUAAAUUGAAAACAUCCCUCUCCUGGUUUAGGUUGCUGCCUCACAGGGUAAUUGCAAUCCUAAGAACCAAAUGCCAUUUAGCUGUUGCUGAGGACACGGUUUUGCUAACAAGGUGGGAAAGGGAGAGGGAGCUCCUGUUUACAUGUUAAAAUGUUCAGUAAUCAGCUAGGGCCCACUGCUAUUUAAAGCUGCUUCUGUAAAUUGUGCUGAAAAGUUUGCCUUAAAAACUCUAUUUUUUUAGUCUAUAUUUUUUAUUCUAUUGAAGCUUCUUGUGGCAGAAGUGUUAGCUGCAUUUGAGUAAAGGUCCCCUCCCCCUCCUCCCCAUGAUCCAUGUUACCACUUUAUAGAUUUCUGUAAAGUUCCUGGGACAGGGUUUUUAAGGGUUGCCUCUGUGCAGACGGUACAGCUGUGCCCAUGCAGCCUCGUAUAAACGGGUGGCAACAGAACCAGGAAAGUUCAUGUCUAAGACCAGAGAGGUGUAAUUCUUGUUCCAAUUAAAACAAAAGCCAGAGCUAUUUCUUUCAUUUUUAACCAUUUACUAGGGAGCUUUUAUGAAGAAAAGGACCAUUUCAUUAGCAUAGGCAUUGUUUAUAACUUUAUCAUUGAUGGAUUUUUUUUGCAUGUUUUAAUCCAGUUAAUGUAUUUCAAUUUGGUCUUGCUGUAUUUUAAGAACUUAAGCCUUUUCUCUACCCUUCAUUAAUCUAAAGACUAUUGAUCAUCUAUUUUGUGACAAUGUUGUACAUACAGAUGUAUGAAAUAAAAGAACAUGAAUUGUUUGGACAGUA